Molecule: messenger RNA, 948 nt
Organism: Panicum virgatum (switchgrass)
Lineage: Eukaryota; Viridiplantae; Streptophyta; Magnoliopsida; Poales; Poaceae
Product: nischarin-like
Exons: 3
Coding region: 1-948 (315 amino acids)
Biological process (GO): protein ubiquitination
Molecular function (GO): protein binding
Source: RefSeq, a predicted model, not a curated record
AUGCUGCUGGAGGUCGGCGCGGCAGGCGCGCGCCAGGCACCCUGGGUGGCGGCUGCAGCGGUGCCGUCCGCGUCCAUGGCCGGCCGGCGAGCAUCAGGGGCGGAUGCGGCCGGCCCAAGGGGAGGCGGCCCUGGCGGCAGUGACGCGCCCCCGGCGGGGGAGCCCGCGGCAGGGGCGGCAGCCGCGGCAGGGGCGGUGGGGGAGGAUCCCGCGGGGCUAGGCUGGGUGGCGGCGGCCAGGCCCGCGGCCCCGGCGUGCAGUGCGGCCUCCAGGGCGCGCCACGGGCCGGCGGCUGCUCGGGCGCGCCAGGGGCCAGCAGAUCCGGCGGCGUCCACGGCCCAGGCGGCGCUCGCGGCGGCGGCGCCCGCGAAUCCAGAGGCAGCGGCACCAGGGGCCGGCCCGGCGGCGCUAGAGGCGCGCCAGGGCAGGGCAGGGUCGGCCGCCAGGGCAGGCGCGCGCCAGGCGCCUUGGGCGGCGACAGCAGCGGCGCCGUCCGCAUCCUGCUCCCGCAGCGGCAGGAGCGGCCCCGCCUGCGCCCUGCAGGGGAUGCAGGGGAUCCGUGGCGAUGGGGAUAACAGAUCUGAGGAGUUUCUUUCAAGUCUAUACGAGGAGUCCUUAUGGUUGCUCGCUGCUAAGUCAUUGGUUUUCAUGGCGGAGCUCCUGAGUUCCUUGAAGGAGAAGACUGUCUAUAUACAGGUUGAUGACAUGGAAGCACAGGUUUCCAAGUCAAUUCUCCACUUCAUCUACAAUGAUGGCUUUCCUGAGAUAGAGAAGAGUGAUGAUGCAUUUGUGAUGGCUCAGCAUCUGCUUGUAGUGGCAGACAGACACAAAUUGGAGAGGCUGAAGCUUAUAUGUGUGGACAAACUCAUUGACACACGCAAGGUUGCAAUUGUGUCAUUGCGACUGAUUGGCUUUCCAGGCUUAAAGAGGCAUGCUCACAGUUUCUGA